Molecule: messenger RNA, 3501 nt
Organism: Arvicola amphibius (Eurasian water vole)
Lineage: Eukaryota; Metazoa; Chordata; Mammalia; Rodentia; Cricetidae
Gene: Crebl2
Product: cAMP responsive element binding protein like 2
Exons: 5
Coding region: 192-563 (123 amino acids)
Biological process (GO): regulation of DNA-templated transcription
Cellular component (GO): nucleus
Molecular function (GO): DNA-binding transcription factor activity
Source: RefSeq, a predicted model, not a curated record
CUGGGUCCGCUCUGCCAUUCCUGAACUGGUCCGGGUCCCCGUGACCGCGGCUUCAGGGAAGCGAACUGUUAGGCGAAGGAGGAGGCAGUCAGAGCCAUAUCCCCUUCAUCCCCGGGGCGGGGGCCGGGCCUGGCCGGCUAAGGCGGGGGAGGGCCGGGAGGGCGCCGGGCCGGGCCGGCCUAUCUGCCGAGAUGGAUGACAGCAAGGUGGUUGGAGGCAAGGUGAAGAAGCCUGGGAAACGAGGACGGAAGCCGGCCAAAAUUGACCUGAAAGCAAAGCUGGAGCGGAGCCGGCAGAGUGCCAGGGAGUGCCGGGCCAGGAAGAAGCUGAGAUACCAGUACCUGGAGGAGCUGGUGUCCAGUCGGGAGAGAGCUAUCUGUGCACUCCGGGAGGAACUGGAAAUGUACAAGCAGUGGUGCAUGGCAAUGGACCAAGGGAAAAUCCCGUCUGAAAUAAGGGCCCUUCUCACUGGAGAGGAGCAGAACAAGUCUCAGCAGAACUCAAGCAGGCAUCCCAAAGCUGGGAAGACAGAUGCUAACACCAAUUUGUUGCUGGGUAAUUGAACCCGUGGCUUCAGAAAUGCUAGGGUGAAGAACAUCUAAAAUGCAGUGAUCAAAGCCAAUGGUCUCUAGUGUCUAUGGAGGACAAAUGGGCAGGACUUUGCUUCUUGGCUCCAUGUACUGCUUACUGCUUAGUAGGCAUCUCUGUAAAUCCAAAAUGUGUGAUCAUACAUCACGAAAGCCUUUGCUUUAACUUUCAACACUUAGAUUUGCCAACAUUCAGACCUACUCUGUAUUGCUCUUCAUGUCGGUCUACAAGUUAUGAUGCCUGAAACCACAGAAAUGGAGGAAAGAGGAUGAAAAGCGCAUAUUUGCACCUUAGCCGUAUGGCUCUUUUGGUUAAUUUGUAUUUUCCCUAUGUAACUCAUGUGUUUGUAUGUGUGCUUGUCACUUCUCUUCGUGUCUUUAAUCGCCCUACGAAAUGAAACCAAAUAGGCUGUUUGUUUCCUGUGGGUCUCAGCUUUUACGGACCCAAUGUUACUCCUUUAUAUUUACUUGAGUAAUGUUUGAUUGUCUGUGAGCCAUUCCAGCAUAAGCUGUGAGUAUCUAUUAGCAGAUAUAUACAGUUCUAUUUUUAUAAUCCACAGUGAUAUGCCUGUUUUAAAGAAUGUACGUAAGAAGCCCACCAAGAAAGCCCGCAGACAGCCCCUUUCUGCUGUUCCCGCAGACUGUGUUUAUGAAAGUUGCUAAGGCCAACUCCGUGCUUGGAGAAGAACUAGCCAUGUUUUCUUUGCAGGUGAAAGUAACUUUUCAGUAGCAUUUGUUAUUGUAACCUACAGUGUGCGUGUGCACUUGUGUUUCUGUUUCUUACAUGUACAUGGGGUAGACAGAAGUGAAUGUUCAUACAUGUUUGCUUGUGUACUCAACUAAGGCGUGGUUUUUUUAUGUGAAGAACGCAGAAUGAAACUAGCUGCUGAGACUGAGUAUCUGCCCUCCCGUGUAGAGCACAAGCCACACUGCUGGGAAUGCUAAUGGCUGUUGCGGUUGGCAGAACACUCAGUGUCUCCCCUGAUGUGAGUGCCCUUAUGAAUGUGUUCUGAGCCAGAAGGAAGCCCACUGUGUGCUUGUACGCACUUUAGCCUGUGCCCCCAUGUGGUGGGGCAUCCUAAGCUGUACCUUGCACUGUAGCUUGGGACCUGACAGGCAUGUGGCAUGGCAGUGGCUCUGUAUGGUUCCCAUCACAGCUGCAUCUACAUGACAUGGAGUGGUGAUUGAGGGGCAGAGCUCAUGGGAGGACGCACUGCAAGAUGACCUCUGCUUCACUCUUGUUCUAGUUCAGUCAGGUGGUGUUCUCUGUUGCUGCUAAAUUACAAUGGUUCCUCACUCUGAUGAGGCAGAAACUUGGCUUCCAAGCAAGAAGUGUUUGCUAAGGACUGGCGGUUGAUGAGGCAGUUAUCAGUCUUCAGUCGUGUCCGACCUUUCCACAUUGUGACUUGAAGCCUGGGAACCGAGUGUUGGAAGUGAGUUUACAGUUUUGUGCCAGGACACAUUCCUAGCUGUUCUGAGGCCUGCGCGGCCUGCACACAAUGGUUCAGACAUGGCUGGCAGGUUUUCUGUGAGGUGGAACAUGAGAUGGAUCUCUUGGCAGGCAGGCAUUUAAACAGAUGCCUCCUCUCAACUCAAGAUCCCUUGAUCUCAAGCUUUAGACUUAGAUAGCAUGUUAGGGGUGUGUGACCACUGACAGACCACUAGCCCAGCUUGCUGGGGUUCUCUGAGUUUAAGAAAAAUGGGCAUUUAAGGAUGUUUAAUGUCUUCUUAUGACCAUAAAUGUAGACAAAGGAUUGUUGAUAUUCGGGCCCUUAAGAAUUUAAGUGUUUUAAAUAUAGUGUUCAGACUGUGCUGGGCGUGUUUCUGCCAGCUGGUCCACUCAGUCAUAUAUUUUCACUGCAGAACAGCCCAUGACUUUAUGUUGCUUUGUUCAGUAACUUUUGAAUUCUCUAGAAAUGUUAUUUUGAAAGCAAACAUUCCAGAAUGAAUGUCUGCGCUAUGCUUGAAGACUCCGCAGGUUCUAACUGCAACCGCAGGGUCACCCCAAAGAGGUGGGCUUGGAGCGAAAGCUGAUUGCACUUUGGGUCUAUUCGUGUGCCUGUAUCGCUCUAGUGUUGUGAACUGGUCAGACCAAGAGAAUGGCCCUUGGUGUUUGAAGGGGACGUGUCUGUUGAUUGCCCUGGGACCUGUGCCGGCCCUUCUUCCUCAGAAGCCUGAGAUCCACUCACUGGUCCUGAUUCCAACAGCUGGAGCAUCUCCAUGUCCAUUGCCAUUCAGGGACGCUAUGUGCUGGCUGCACAUCCUUCCCAGAGGACAACAAGCAGGGACGGAGCCCUGGGCCAUUGUCCGGGGCAGGAAGAGGCCUUGUGCCUCAGUCAGCAGAGCCCAUCUCCUUUUUCUUUUUAUCUCAGAGAGUAAGGAGAAAGUAUAUUUGUGAAUUCACACCAAGCCGACUCUAUCAUUUUAGAAUCCACUUCCCACAGAUUGGAGCAACUGGUGCAAUAUGGAAUUGAUUUGGUCUGGUCAACUUUUAGGCUGUAGCUGAAGUUCUUAAUUUGUUUUCUGUCUUAUCUAAAAUACUUUGUGAUACUGAAUCAGAGCAGAGCCUUUCAGCAGCCAUCCGUCACUAUUUGCUGUGGACAGUGCUUAGCAUCUCCAUCUAGAAUUUAUCAUCUUUGAGCUGCGAUGGCUUUGCUUUGGCUGCUUAUAUAAAAAAAUACAGAUUAAACUGGGCUUCACUUUUAGUUAAAGGCAAGUAAAAUUAACAAAAAAUAAAUAUAUUUCACAUAAAUCAGCUGCAUGUUGUUACAAAUAUUAAAAUACAUAUUUUGUUUUUUAAAGAUGAGAGAUAAUUAAACCACAUGGUAUUUGGGGGCAAUGAAGGAUGUUUUUCUCAGAAGAGCAUUGUACAAUUAUAUUUUUUAUGAUAAAUAAAGUAUAUUCACCAAACUCA